AUGGAUCCCGAUGAGCCUUACUACAUGGCAUGGGAGCGAUUCCAAACCUUGCUUAGCAAGUGCCCCCAACAUGGUCUUUCUGAAUGGGCUCUAGUGGAGAAAUUUUAUAAUGGUCUCACUCCUGACACUCAACUGAUGUUUAAUACUGCCGCUGGAGGUUGUAUAAUGGACAAAAAGGACCCAACUGAGUGUGAGGAAAUGUUUGAGAGUUUUGCUAUGGUCGGUCAACAGAGCCAUCCUACUAGGAAUUCCAUUCCUUCUACUAGGACCACCUCCUCUGCUAGAGGUGUGUAUCAGGUCACUCCUGACACUAGUUUGGCUGCUGAGUUAGAGGCUUUGAAGGGGGAGAUGAGGGAAAUGAAGUUGAAGGAUCGGAAGUGUGAGAUAUGUCUUGGAGGACAUGAGACAGCUGAUUGCCCCGUGGGAUCACAAGAAGAGGUCGACUAUAUUUCCAACCCGAAUAACCGUUUCCAAAAUGCUGCAUCUAAUAAUUCUUAUAAUUCGGGUUGGAAAAAUCAAUCCAACUGGAGGUCGGGAGGAAACUCUUCAGGGUUCCAACAGCAAUCUUCGAGUGGAUCAUCAUCUGGUACUGAGUUCAAGGAGCUGAAGGACAUUCUACUUGCUCAAAGUCAACAGCUGAACCAGUAUAUGACUUCCAAUAAUCAGCGACACGAGGAGCACGAUCAUAUGUUUAAAAAUCAAGGAGCUUCAUUGCAGAAUUUGGAGAGACAGAUGGGGGAGAUGGCGAGACAGUUACAGCAGAGGCCACAAGGUGGAUUACCGGGUAACACCGUUCCUAAUCCUAAUUCUCAUGCUCAUGCCAAAGAUGUCAUGACUAGGAGUGGCAGAGAGGCCAUAGUUGAUCAACCGUUGGUAGAUGAAGAGCCGGUUGAUGAGGGGAUAGAGAUGGAGACCCCCACUGGCAAAGUGCAACCCAGGCUAGCCCCAGCAAGUACCGCACAGUCCAGUGAGUCUCAGCAGAAGAAGAAGGAGCCCGUUCGUGAUUACUCAUCUAUUCCUUUUCCGGGCAGAUUGAAGAGAGAGAAGGAAGCGGAGCAGUUCUCUAGAUUCUUAGGUUUGUUUAAGAAGCUCCAUAUUAAUCUUCCUUUUGUAGAGGCUCUAGCACAUAUGCCUAAGUAUGCCAAAUUCCUGAAGGACAUUCUUAGUAAUAAGAAGAAAUUGGAGGAGUUAUCACAUGUGUCUUUGAGUGAGGAGUGCUCGGUAGUUCUUCAGAAUCGUCUUCCCAAGAAAAUGACUGAUCCGGGCAGCUUUACUAUUCCAUGCUUGAUUGGUGAUCUAUCAGUCAGCAAUGCCAUGGCCGACCUGGGAGCUAGCAUAAAUUUGAUGCCCUAUGCAGUGUUUGCUAAGCUCAACCUAGGCGAGCCUGCUCCUACUCAUAUGAGUCUCCAGCUUGCGGAUCGGUCAGUGAAAUAUUCGCGAGGGAUUGUGGAAAACAUGUUGGUGAAAGUCGACAAGUUUGUUUUCCCUGUUGACUUCGUGAUCCUGGACAUGGAUGAGGAUGCUCAUGUUCCUUUGAUUCUAGGUCGACCAUUCCUAGCUACCGCAAGAGCAUUGAUUUAUGUUUAUGAUGGUAAGCUAACGCUUCCGUAG
Molecule: messenger RNA, 1611 nt
Organism: Helianthus annuus (common sunflower)
Lineage: Eukaryota; Viridiplantae; Streptophyta; Magnoliopsida; Asterales; Asteraceae
Exons: 1
Coding region: 1-1611 (536 amino acids)
Source: RefSeq, a predicted model, not a curated record